UAAUGGCUAAACAAUAAGGAGCUGGAUCAUUAUGGAAUCCAAAUAGUUGGCAUUGGGAAGAGAAAAAUUACACACCAAUUUCUAAGCAAUUGAUUGAAUCUAAGAUCAAAUCAUGUAAAGUUGAAUCUGGAGAUAUAACUUUAUUCAAUUAAGAAGUGAAGUCAAUUACUGGAGAUGUAAGAUUGUUAAACUAUUUAAAGGCUUAAAUUAAUAUUAGAAAAGGCAAACAAGUUUUAAUAUAUGAUUUUGAUAUAGAAGUUGAAUGGCAUGGUAUUUAAUAUAAAUGAAAAAUUAGGUGUUAAUAAAGAUCAUGAAGCAGAAGGGACAUAUAAAAUUAAAGACUUGAAUUCUUUAGAUAAUGAUUUUGAAUUAAUUCAUAUUAGCUGCAAUACUAAAACAGCAAUUUCUGAUAAGUGCAAAGAUUUAAUUAAAAAAGACAUGUUUAAAAAAUUAAAAGAAGCUUUUACAACAUUAAUGCAAGAAAUUGGUUAAUACGAAUCUGAUCCAGAAAAAUUGUAAAUUUGAAUUUCUUAUUUUUUAGAAAAAAAGACUAGGAGGCAAGAAGAAUAGCUGAAGAAUAAGUAAGACUUGCAAAAGAAUAAAAUGGAGAAUUAAAGGAAAAGAUCUUUUAUGAAUAAAAGCUCAAAGAAUAAUAAAUGAAAUAAGAGUUCUCAUAAUUUGCAUAAAAAUGAAA
Molecule: messenger RNA, 694 nt
Organism: Paramecium pentaurelia
Lineage: Eukaryota; Ciliophora; Oligohymenophorea; Peniculida; Parameciidae
Source: the annotation of a GenBank genome assembly